This is a messenger RNA of Leguminivora glycinivorella, 2288 nucleotides long. RefSeq lists its product as uncharacterized. The record is from RefSeq and is a predicted model, not a curated record. NCBI's taxonomy places the organism in Eukaryota, Metazoa, Arthropoda, Insecta, Lepidoptera, Tortricidae. The transcript has 2 exons. Bases 92 to 1936 code for a protein of 614 amino acids.
UCAGAGAAGUUGCCAAAGUUUGUUUCGUUUAAUAUUCUACUAAAAAUCGCAAUUUGGUGUAUUUUGCAACAAAAGUAAUAUCUAGGGAGGUAUGUCCCGAGUACCUGAAUCUUUCCCGAGCGGAACCCUCCUUCCGGAGUUACAAAAUCAGGCAAAACUCGGUCAUUAUGGGCACUCUUCAUACAAGCCAGCUAACCAUUCAUGGACACAAGCAAACGGUUUAGGGCUGAAAACUGGAUCCAAUACUACAGCAUUGACACAAAGUCAAAAGUAUCCAAGGCAAGAUUGGUCUAUGCCUAUGAUAUCUUCAACUCCCACUGUUUCUCAUCCUAAACAAGGAAAUGACACAAAAAAUGGGGCCAAUAGUACUGAGGCAUGGAAGCGUAAUAAUACUAACCUAUUACAGAAUCAAAAUCGGUCUACAGCACACCCAACGCUUACAACACCUCAUCAUAUACAGGCAAAUGUUUCUUCAACAUCAGUACCAAGUUCUACUAAAUCUACCAAUCAAUCAAUCACAGAACGUGAAGUAAAAUGUAUAUCAAAUAGUACUACAAAUAACUACACUAAGACAAAAAGUAAUAAAAUACCAUUUGCAAUGUUCCCUGCAAAGAUACAGACCAAUGGACUACUAUCACAGAAUGCAAAAAGAAAAUUCAACAAGCUUGUAACUCAUGGCGUCUCCAAAACGAAAGCCAAAAAAUUAUGUUCACUGUCUUGGCCUGAAAUAGUAAAACAAUAUCCCUCAAUGAUUGACUUGGUCCCCCCCAAAAAGAAGAAAAAUUUAGCACUGUACCUUUUGCCUAAGCCAAUAGUUACUACCAAUAGUCAGGGAUCUGCAACCACAAAUACCAGUGGACAGCAGAAUCUUAACCCCCAAAGUACACUGUUACGCGUCGGAAUUCAAAACAAGGAACACAUGAAACCAGACCAAAUGAAACUGGUACACCGUCAUCUUCUCUUAGCUAUAACUAAGCAGUUCACGAACGGUGGCGGGCCAGAGUUCCUCAGCUUUACACAUAAGGAAGGCUGGAUCCAAGUUACUUGUGUUGACCAGCGCAGUAAAAAUUGGCUUGAGGGAGAAGUGAAAUAUGUAGAGCCUUGGCCCGGAGCACAACUUUCUAUCGUACCAGAAGAGCAAUUACCUAAUCCACCUCGGGUUGUCGCUAGGAUCCCAGAAUCAGAAGCAUCCUCAGUCCAAGAGGCUUUAGAUCUCCUCAAAGCACAGAACAAAGGUCUCAACACUGGCCACUGGCAGGUGCUUCACGAGAGAGUAGAUAAGGAUAAAAGCAGGAUAGUAACCUUCCUAAUUGAUGAUAAGUCACUUGACAUCCUGAAUGCCCAGAAUCUUGAAGCCGCUCUUGGCUUUAAGAUGGUAACUUUUAGAGUCAAGGCAGGCGGAUCACAUCUUCUACCAGCCACAAGUGGUGUAGUAGACCUAUCUGUAGCAGAUCAAGAUGGAUUGACCCUGAAUAAUGGAACAUACAAUCAGGGUGAAACAUCUGGUGGCAAUAGAUCAGGAGCAACUUCUCAAGAAGAUAGUCCAGAUGCAGAAUUGAGUGAUAUGUCUGUAAGCCCUGAUGAUGAUGAAGAGGGUGGAUAUAGCUCUUGGAUUAUCCAAGAACCUGAAAGCUUUCAAGCAGGCAUUCCACCUGGUCUAAACUUUAUAAAUUCAGAACCUCAAUCUACCGUUACUUAUGCAGAAAAAUUAAUCCAAGACGCUAGUGUAAAUAUAGGAGCUGAUCGAGACAAUCCUCAGAUGCCAGGAGUCGCUAAAGAGUUACAUAAAAGUUACACAGUGAGUGUUAAUAGAAGUAGAACAGAUAGAGAAAGAGAUAGACAUGAACCGUAUAGAUUAUCGUCUGAUAGAAGCUACAGCAAGCACCAAAGGUAUCAUGGAGAGAGUAGAGUCUUUAGUGGCUGGAGAAAUACCUAGAGAAUAUCCAAGAUGGAGAAAUGAGUAUUAGGACAAACGAGUAAUUGGUCUUGAAUAUCUGCUGUGGUGGCAGACAUAUUUCUUCUCUUGGAGAGCUUCAGAAAUCCUAAAGAUUGUGCAUCUUCAAUAUACGCUCUGCUAUUUAACAAGUAUAUUUACACAAGUUGCUAAUUUAGUGAGGAUUUAAAUCCGGAGUUCUGGACAAUUCCUGAUACUGUGUAUCAGAAGGAGACUACAGUGGAAAUCACUAAAGUUAUGAAAUUACCCUUAUACCGAUUCCGUAUGAUUUUAAAGUCGGAUCGCUGCAUUUCAACCUGCCAGGGGUAAAUUCAUAACUUUAAAAUAUGACGUU